Etheostoma spectabile (orangethroat darter) is the source of this 9333-nucleotide messenger RNA. It is a transcript of the gene adcy9b, whose product is annotated as adenylate cyclase 9. NCBI's taxonomy places the organism in Eukaryota, Metazoa, Chordata, Actinopteri, Perciformes, Percidae. Gene Ontology annotation, biological process: adenylate cyclase-activating G protein-coupled receptor signaling pathway; intracellular signal transduction; cyclic nucleotide biosynthetic process. The transcript is spliced from 10 exons. Gene Ontology annotation, molecular function: adenylate cyclase activity. Gene Ontology annotation, cellular component: plasma membrane. The coding region runs from base 1759 to 6033 and encodes 1424 amino acids. The record is from RefSeq and is a predicted model, not a curated record.
AUUCAACACACGCAAGUACAUACACUACUCACUUCUGGACGGCUGUCAGCGCACAGAACAUGGUGGCGGCUGCAGCCUCUGCGUUGCCCACCGCGCCUGGAUAGCGCACACAGCAUUUCAUGCAGGUCUCGACGCUGCUGCAGCGAACAGAUAAUGGUCAGAUAACGAGACAAUCUCACCUCACUGGACGCUGCACGGAAUGGAGCGAUGCAGGAGCCCAACGCAAUUAUAUUUGGCUUGGAUUUAAUUAUUUGGAGGUACAAAUAUAGUCUCUUGUGUACCCCAUGCAAUUCAAUUAAAGUGGCUGGAUCAAGGCAGCACUCACCCUUGACCUGUGGGACACUUGGUGUAGGGGGCGUGGAGCACAGAUGGAGACCUUUUAAUUAGCCCGAGGUCCUCCGGGCUUUCGUCGUCUGCCAUUUAGAAGAGGUCCGAGCUGCCGCAGUCGAAGUUUAGGCUACUUCAGAGAAAAGGAGGGACUGGACGAUACUUGAUGUAGUCUGCUCGAGGCUGCGUUUUCUCAGCAGUCCGGGUGACAGAAUAUAGCCCAUAGGUACCGCCAGGAACCGACAUGGUCAGAAUAUCUGGACAAUUUCCAUGAAUUGGCGAUAUUUGGUCUCACUGUUGAUAUAGUAAGCAAUGCCAAUCCAAGGCUGGAUGUUGCAUAACCAUGGAGGAGCGUGUUUAGACUUACAAUAAAACAGUUUUUCUUUUUUUCAAUAUUUUCCGCGCACCACGUCUCACACAUUUGUCUCCUGCAUAACCUCCGUGCACACGGUCUUCUGUGGGUUUGGAGACGCAGCGGUGGACUCCCUGAGUAGAAAUUCAGGAAAAAACGGGGCUCCGUGCACGGAAAUAGUCGCGAUUAGGCCCUACAGCAAGGAGCAUGUGGGUAUAAAUAAAAGCGCUGAGCAGUUUUUGCGCUCUCAUUGCUAUUAUAUGGAAUUAAAUUGAUCUGCGCCUUAAACUUAAAAGCUGGCCCUUUCUAUCAAGACGGCAAACGGCGGAUGUCGAGUCAGCAAACACUGCGGAUGAUUAGUUUUGGAUGAAGUUUUGUUCAUACCUGUAAACAAAACGUUGUGAAGUUCAGGAGGUAUUAGAGGACUAUAUUCCCAGUGGGAAUACAGAGUGGUAAAGCUUAGUGGAGAUCGGGAAUGGACAUGCACUAGUAAUGGCAGUACAUUGACUGCAGCUGGCUCUUUAUGAAAACAACACAUUGACUGGAUUUGAUAUUCCACAGUUGACAAUUUAUGGAGAACCCCUUUAAACAUUUGUCUUCACUUCUUUGGUGUUUCUUUUGUAGGUUUUUCCCCCGUGUGCACAUUAUUUUGUAAUUCUCUGAAUUAAACCCCCCCCCCUCCACAUACUUUUCCAAUGAGUGAACCAGUGUGUAGGCAGCUGAGUGGAUUUGGACAGGAACAGAGCAAGCAGCGAGUGAACCUUGCCGUCUCAAGUGCGUCAAAACAGACGGGAACGUAGAGGAAUGCGGGGAUUGACGUCAGGAGGAGCAAUAAUGAACUAUUCAAAAUCUUUGGAUGGUCUGUUGGUGUUUCUACAGCCACUACACUGCUAACGAAGUGGAAUUUCCUCUGAAAAGGUUUUUGUUUCUGCUCUCCUUUUUCACUUUUAAGAGAACAAUAAUUGCUCUGGUUGUUAACUGCAGCCCUAUACUUUGCCUUACUUCUUUAUCAAUUUUAUCUUUUCAAAAACUGUCCCUUCCGCAUAGUCUUUGUGUUUUCUGAUAGAUUAAAAAGCAACAUGGCAUCCCCCCAACAUCAACAACUGCUGCCUCAAAACACAGAAGUGAGCUGUGACCCAAGUGGAGAUGGAGGUGUCUCAGUGAGGAUUGGCAGUAGUGUCAAACACAAGCAUGGAGGCGGGCCGUUGGGUUCAAUUGGGGGAGGCUUCAUUGGGGGAUCCAAGCACUGCAAGUACAGCAUUUCUUCCAGCUGCAGCUCUGGAGAGUCUGGAGCUAGGAGGUUGGUGGUCAAGAGCUUUCGCACACAGAAAAAGAUGCCUCAGCUUUUUGAAAGAUCUGCUGGUCAUUUCUGGGACCCAAAGUUUGACUCUUCAAUCCUGGAGGAGGCCUGUAGAGAACGGUGUUUCCCUCAGACCCAACGGCGCUUCCGCUAUGUGCUCUUUUACCUGGUUGCCUCUGCCCUCCUCUGGGGAUUGUACUUUGCUGCCAAUCCUUCCCGCUGUGACAGGACUGCCUUUCUCCUUCCCACCGCAUCCUUCCUCCUUUUCUGCCUCCUUCUCUUUCUCUUAACUUUUACUAAGCUCUACUCUCGCUGCUACAACCAAGCAUCUCUGCUGCUUAUCCUUGUAACCUUCACCCUGACCUUGGCCCCCCAGAUCCAGACAUCAAGCUUUAGGGACCCGGAGACUCCCACAUCUGCACUGGAUGUAGAAGACUUCAGUGGCAUGGGACCCACGUUAAACCUGUCCCAUGACAAGCUUCUGGGAGGUAGCACCUGGUCCCCUUGUCUUUCUCCCGUAGGCACCUUCUCUCUCUGUAUCGAGGUUCUUCUGUUGCUAUACAGCGUUCUCCAUGUUCGCCUCUAUGCUUCUGUCCUACUCGGGUUUCUCUACUCUGUCUUUUUUGAGAGUUUGGGCUGGCUGCACCUGACGCAGGCAGGGGAUAUCUGGAGCUUAGCCUCUCAGUCAGAGUGGGAUACGUUGUGUUGGCUUGGCCCAGCCAAAGCUCUGCUCCACCUCUGUGCCCACGCCAUUGGCAUCCACCUAUUCAUCAUGUCUGAGGUGCGAUCACGCAGCACCUUCCUUAAAGUGGGACAAGCUAUCAUGCAUGGCAAAGAUCUAGAGGUGGAGAAAGCCUUGAAGGAGCGAAUGAUCCACUCUGUCAUGCCCAGAAUUGUGGCUGAUGACCUGAUGAAGCAGGGUGACGAGGAGAUAGGUGAUAAUUCUGUUAAACGAUACUCUACCAGCGGUGCAGCAGCUGUCAUCUCCAGCCCUAAAAACAAUAAAUCCAAGAAGACCUCCAUCCCUCGUGGCCAGAUCAUCUUCAGACCAUUCAACAUGAAACGGAUGGAGCCCGUCAGCAUCCUCUUUGCAGACAUUGUGGGUUUCACAAAAAUGUCUGCCAACAAAUCUGCUCAUGCCCUCGUUGGGCUUCUAAAUGACUUAUUUGGACGUUUUGAUCGACUGUGUGAGCUCACUGGCUGUGAAAAGAUCAGUACUCUAGGAGACUGUUACUACUGUGUAGCUGGUUGUCCUGAACCCAGAUCAGACCAUGCCUAUUGCUGCGUGGAGAUGGGCCUGGGCAUGAUUCAGGCUAUUGAACAGUUCUGCCAGGAGAAGAGAGAGAUGGUCAACAUGAGGGUGGGUGUCCAUACUGGCACUGUACUGUGUGGUAUCCUUGGCAUGAAACGCUUCAAGUUUGAUGUCUGGUCAAACGAUGUCAACCUGGCCAACCUGAUGGAGCAGCUUGGAGUGGCUGGGAAGGUCCACCUAUCACAGGCCACUGCCAACUUCCUGGAUGACCGCUACCAACAUGAAGAUGGACAAGUCAUUGAGAGAAUAGGACAGAGUGUGGUGGCUGACCAGCUUAAAGGCCUGAAGACCUACCUGAUCUCUGGCAGGAAGGUGGAGCCUCACUCUCUUUGUAGCUGCUCUCAGUUGGGGUUGGCAGGGCCUGAGCAUGCAGAUCCCCGGUGCCCCACUCCUAGGGUGCACACACCUGAUGGAGCUCCUUCAGCCUGCGCUCUGCCUCCAGACAAUGCUAAGUCUCCUUGUAUAUCCUGCAGCGUGGUCCGGAUACCAGGCGUUGAUCAGAUUCUGGAAGAAGGAGCGGUACACAAUGGCCGCCAUGAUGACCACAAGACCAACAGCAGCAAGGAAUCUUCAAAUCUGAAGUGUUCACCAGCAAUUUCUGCAGGGCGCAGCCCUAAGACUCUGAACGGCCUGCUCAGUCCUCAGCUGGAAGCCUUGAACAACAGCCAGACGUCCCUAUGUGAGAUGCUGCAGGAGAAGGAGAAGAAGACGUGGAGUGGAGGAACCAUGGGCAUGGACCACUCUGCGCUCAUUCCUUUACGAUCCAAGAACUUCAGGGAGAGGAGUGAUGCUCACUUUGUGGAUGUUAUUAAAGAGGACAGCCUUAUGAAGGACUAUUUCUACAGACCUCCCAUAAACAAGCUGAGCCUCACCUUCCUGGAAAGGAGCCUCGAGUCUGCUUACCGGAUAAGCUACCAGGAGGAGGUGGAAACCCAAGCAGCGGUGCAGACUUUUGCCAGUCCAACAUUCAGUUCUUUCCUGGACAUGUUGCUGUGCUGUUCAGUGUUUCUGGCUCUCUCACUGGCCUGCUUUCUUCGACCACUUGUCUCCCAGCAGAGUUUGUCCAUGCCAGCACUCAUUCUGACAGCUGUAGCCACCCUGUUGGAGGCUCUGGCUCUGUUGUUUGCUAUACGUAUGGCUUUCUACCUGGACAGUGUGCUGAAUUGCACUCGGCUGCUGAUGAGAGCGAUUUCAGGCUGGAUAGCGCGGCACUUUAUAGGAGCUGUCCUGGUUUCCCUGCCCACUGUGGCCGUCUUCUCCCAUGUCACCUGUGACAUGCAUCUCUCCAUGCAGUCCACCAUGUUCAUCUGCUGUGCUGGCAUCAUAGCUAUCAUUCAGUACUCUAACUUCUGCCAACUCAGCUACUGGAUGCGCUCAGUUCUAGCGACUUUGGUGGGACUAGCACUGCUUGCCUUGCUCUUCGGCUCCCCCUGCAGUGUGGCUAAAAGUCUGGUUUUUUGGUCGGAUGGCCAGGGCAAUAACAGCAACAGCAACGGCUCCAUGGUCAUGUCGGAAAGCCCAGCAGACCUACAGGACCUCCUGGGGCCUGAGGCCUGCGUGGCCUUUUUCCUAGUCCUUCUCCUGAUCUGGUUCCUUAACCGUGAAUUUGAGGUCAGUCACCGCCUGCAUUACCAUGGCAAUGUGGAGGCUGAUAAACACCGCAUCAAGAUCCAGAACAUGAGGGACCAGGCCGACUGGCUGCUUCGCAAUAUCAUCCCCAUCCAUGUGGCCGAGCAGCUGAAAGUCACCCAGAGCUACUCUAAGAACCACGACAAUGUGGGUGUAAUAUUUGCCAGUAUUGUUAAUUUCAGUGAGUUUUAUGAGGAAAGCUAUGAGGGAGGCAAGGAGUGCUACCGUGUCCUCAACGAGCUAAUUGGAGACUUUGAUGAGCUGUUACGAAAGCCUGCCUUCUCAAAUAUGGAAAAGAUCAAGACCAUUGGUGCCACGUACAUGGCAGCAGCAGGACUCAAUGCGCAGCAGUGUGCAGAUGCGGCACAUCCUCAUGCCCACCUCCGUGCUCUUUUUGAAUUUGCCCUUGAAAUGAUGUGUGUGGUGGACGACUUCAACAAGAACAUGCUGGGCUUUGGCUUCAAGCUUCGCAUUGGAUUCAAUCACGGGCCUCUAACAGCGGGGGUGAUUGGCACCACUAAACUUCUCUACGAUAUCUGGGGCGACACAGUCAACAUCGCCAGUCGCAUGGAUACUACAGGUGUGGAGUGUCGUGUCCAGGUCAGCGAGGAGAGCUACUGUGUGCUGAGUGCCAUGGAUUAUGAGUUUGAUUAUCGGGGCACAGUUAACGUCAAAGGCAAAGGUCAGAUGAAGACCUUCCUUUACCCGAAGAGCAGUGACAGUGGCCCUGUGCCUCAGUACCAACUCUCAGUCUCACCAGAGAUCCGGGUACAGGUGGAUGGUAGCAUCGGCCGCUCGCCCACUGAUGAAAUCGCCAGCAUGGUGCCCACAACCAGCAUAGCUGCAAGCAGUACCAAUACUACCAUACCCAGUGCCAGCACUGGUUCCUCUACUACCACAGGGCUUAGCUAUGGGAAAGAGGCGGACAGCCAUGAGAGACAUCCCUCUACAGAGACUUCUCAUGCCAGGCGAUCUCCGUCUCAUCUAGAAGGACCUCUUUCUUCUGCAAAAAACAAACAGCUCAUCAUCUCAUCCUCAGCCCAGCAAAAUACACUCCAAAAUUCCCAGAAAGACAAAUGUGAAGAUGAUUAUGACAGUAAUGUUGGAGAGUGAACCAGAUUUUAAGAAUUUUCUACAGUUGCUUUUUAUCAUAAAUCCUCUACCCUUUAAGCGCUUGUUCCUGCCGGUUGGCAUUUGUAAAAUUGCUGUAGAUUUGGUUCUACCCCAGGUAGAAUCAGAGAAAAAGACCCACUGCCCUCUUCUCUGCAUCAACCAGACAGCAAGUUGUUUUUAGUUUAAAUCUGAUUGGCUUAUAUUACCAGUGAAGGGUGCUGACUGAACAACAAAGUAAGGUUCAGGCAGGAGCACACAGAGGAAGUGGGAAGAUGUGAUGACUUUGAACCUUGUCUUGCCUGCUACAGAUCCCACUGUCUCCCAUUAACUUACUUGAUUAUCUGUACACCUUUAAUCUUAAUUAUUUCUUUUGUAUGUCUUUUAAGUGCCUUUAGAGUAGAUAUAAUGUAGUAUAAUGUGUAGACAAAGCCUUUUGGAGUAAGGGAAGAAUAACAUAAAGGGAAAACUGUCAAUAAGCAAACUUUUGGAAAAACUGCUUAGCUUUUGUUACAACUUUACAUUGUAUACUAUGCUUUGCUAUGAUAUUUUGCCUUUUAUCAAAGAAAACCUCAUGGAAAGUGCUUCAACAUGAGGAGAAUCACAAUGCGUGUGAAGGGAAAUAACACGGUACGAUAUGUAUUAGUAAAAUCUGCACACGAAUGCAACAGAGCCUGUUUCCGUGUUCUUUAUGAGAACCAGAAAAGUCUUCAUGAAAGGCACAGCAGAGACUAAUCAAUAUAGGCUAAGGGCUGACGGGGCUGAGCUGUGUGCAGUGUGAAUGUAUUUGUUUGCAUACCGUGUGUAAGUGUGUUGUGUCUGUGUAGUAACAAGAACAUGCAGGGUUUAAUGAUGAGAGGUGCCUAUAAGUUACUCGACAGACUUGGUGAAACUGCAAGAUGAUGACAAACAGUUUAGGAACGCAGUGGGAAAAAAAACCUCUUGGUUUCUGAUGUGGCAGCUUUUUCUCUGGCCUCUGUUUAGAUCUUAGUAUUGUCUCAGUACUGAGGCAUGAUGGUCUCAGCUACAUUUAUUCAGCAUGCUUGUAACAACAGCAUCGUAGACGAGGUUAACUGUUACUAGUGUUUGUGCCCUCCCACAGGAUCCAGGCUCUUAUGAAUGCCCAAGCUGUGUUUAGUAUAUUGUAUGUAUACUGAGUAUUUCAAUGGAUACUACUACUGCGGCAUUGCUGUACCUGUAGAUUGUGUUGACGGUAGGUUUUGCUAUGGAUUACACUGUGUGUUAGUUGAUAGUGUUUUUAAGACAUGGAUAAUCAAAGUGGAAUGUCACAAAUCUAAACUACGUGUGUUUUAUUGUAUUUAUUGUUACACAAAACUUGAACUGGUCACGUGAAGCUGCCCUCUCUAAUUUUUUAUGAUUUGAAAGGCAUUGCUCAAUGGAAACAGCUGGAUGCAUUAGUUGCUUCAUAGCAUGCUUUCAAUGGCAUGAAACGUAAUGUAAUAUCACUGUAAACGCAAAGGAAGUGUAACAAAUGUAUUUCGAAAUAUAUGUUGGUUUAACUAUUUCUUUUUGACUUCAUUGAUUUCCUGCUAUUAUGUCAGAUUGCUUAGGAAAACAAACAGAUUAAACUGUGUGUCUCUGUUGCUGUUACAUUUUCUCUUCUGUCACAGUUUCUUGAAAAGGAUUGUGUGCUCAGAGGCAAAAAAGUUCCACUUCAGUGUCUUAUUUAUGAUGUUUCAAUACUUGCAACACCUUAACCUUAUAUUUUUAAAUCACCAUUUUAAAAUUUGUACUUUUUGGGUAAUUAAGCAAACAAAAACAAUAUUGCAGAAAACCUAGAACCAAUUUGCCUUCUUUUAUCAUCAAAUAAUUUAUUCCAACUGCAACAUUUCACAUUACCCUAGUAGUUCAUAAUUAGUUUCUUUUUUCUAUGUUUGAAGAUUGGGUAGCUUGCCUUUUAACUUGGUUUUCCUAUAUCUUUGUUUUUAUUGUGUGCUCUGAGUUGCUUUAAUUUCUUAGGACAUUGGGUAUUUCUCAAAAGCAUAUAUGCAUAUGCAGUAGAAUGUUCACUAUUUGAUGCUUAAAUCAAAUUUCAUUUUGAUAAGUUUUCUUCCGAGGUUUAUAACAUCCUGAAAUGUGAGCAGUGCCUAUUCUUAAUAUAUACAAGUAAAUGUAAACAUACCAAACAUAUUCAACAUUAACAAUGAAUUCCUUUUUGUUUGGCUUUCCAUUGGGAUCUGUAUCUGUUGAUCGGAUGGAGUUGGGUUGAUCUAAUGCAAUAAUUAUUAGCUUGAAAGGGAAAAAAUAUACCUUUACGCUCAUGAGCACACAACCCUUGUACCAGCCCAAAAUUUGUUUGUUAUACUACAAUAAAGGGAUACUUAAAAUGAUUAUUGUUAUUAUCCAUGAUUGAGUGCUUAAGAUAGAUCAUGAGAGUGUCAGGUAAAGUGUUUCUUCUUUGGUAAUUUUGAUAUGCUCUUUCGAAUUAUGUGUAUUUCAUUAAUUGAACAUUUGUUUCUGGUUAGUAUUGUAUUGAACAAUAAGAUUGGGGCGUCAACUUUGAGUUUUUCACUUGUUUCUUUUCUAUUUUUCCCCUCUUUGUUUCAUUACAAACAUGUUGAUAUGGUUUGAUUUAUCACGAUGUAAGGGACAUUCUGACUCAGCAGGAUGGCGCACUGAGAAUUUCGAUGCCAAAGAGUGUUGUUGCCAUCUCUUGGAGUUUCUUUGUAUAUCGUAUAUUCUCCCUCAAUUGGAGGUUGUGCUCUGCACGUUUAAGACAGUUCAUUUAUAUUUUCACUAGUGUUAAAACUCAUAUGCACAACACGCUCACUUUUUAUGUACAGUAUGCCUUUAUAUUGUAUAGUAUAUGGGCAUUUUCUAUUAUUUCUAUAAGCGCAUGUACUAGAGUGUUAAAUAGUCUAAAGAACUGGGUCAUUUUAACAAUGUUGGAAUAAUACUUCUGUGUUCUUUUUUCCUGCAUGUGUGUAAAAAAAAAAAGGAAAAAAAAAAAAAAAAAAAAAAAGAGCGUUCGUAAAACUGAGUGGUUUUGUGUGUUUUGGUAGGGAUGCUCUAAUCUUAUCAUCUCAAAACGAAUGACAUGCUAGGACAGUAUAAUACAGAUACAGACAUCCUUUUUUUCUUUUAUUUUUUUUAUUUUUUAUUUAUUUAAACUGGCCAAAUAAAAUGGUCAAAACACUACUAGAUGUCUGCAGGUAGGCAGUAUGUCAGUAGCAGCUACUGCGAAGUUUUAAUGAAUUGUUGCUUUCUUUGGACAUGUUUUUAUAGCAUGCUGAUAGGUAUGCAAGUGAAGGUAAAAAUUGAAUAAAGUCUGUUUCUGGGAAA